AUGGCAAAUGUUGGUACCAAUAGAACAAAUAACACUAGCAACUGCCUUAAUACCACAAUCGCAAGUGCACCAACAAAAGACUAUGAAGAAAAUGUCACCGCUAGCAGCAGCCGAGCUGCCAAUAAUUAUCAAAAUAUUGACGAAAGAACUGAAGAAGGUG
Cetraspora pellucida is the source of this 160-nucleotide messenger RNA. The record is from the annotation of a GenBank genome assembly. NCBI's taxonomy places the organism in Eukaryota, Fungi, Glomeromycota, Glomeromycetes, Diversisporales, Gigasporaceae.